UUGAGAAGACCUGCGCUCAGUUCCCAGAGCCCUCUUUGGGUGCUUUACAACUGAUUGUGACUCCAGUUCCAGGGGAUCUGACUGGUAUGCUCUUUGGGCCUCUGUGAAUACCUGUACUCCUGUGUCACACAUAGACAUACACACAUUUAAAACUUAAAAAAAAAUGAAAGUAGACACUUUUGGAUAAUUUGCAUAUGUCAAAACCCAUAAAAGACAUGUCAAAAAAAAAAAAAACCCAUACAUUGCCUUGGACAAAUAAUUUAAUUUCUUUCUGGCUCAGUUUUUUCAGCUGUCAAAGGGAGUAAUAAAAUAUUAAUUAUGGUAGCUCACAUCUGUGAGCUACAUAGUGUGUUCAAAGUCAGCCUGGGCUACAGGGAGACCCUGUUUAAAUACAAACAAGCAUUAAAGUGGGGCUAUGAGGAUUAAGUGACACCAUGCACGGCACAAUAAAAUUUUUACUAAAAUAUAGGCUCUUAUUCCUAGAUAGCUUCAUUGCAUGCCCUACAUUUCCAACCAAACUAGACGGUUGCCUCUGCUCCCAGUCCUGUGACAGUGGCAACACCAAGUUGCUCAUAGUUUAGGAAUCUGCCCUCUGCCCAUUCCUCCUGGUCUCUUUCCUACCUUCACAGUAGGCUCACUUCCUCUGAUCAUCUCUCAUGCCUCUUCUCCCAGGUCUGUCCUGUACCUCCCUCCUCUUCAUCCUGGUUAGGACCAACCAAAAUGUCUGCCCCUAGAGGUUGCCGCUCAGACCUGGAUCCCAGGUACUACAGACUUUGUGACCUGGCUGAAGGCUGGGGCAUCGCCCUGGAAACACUCGCCGCAGUGGGGGCUGUGGCCACAGUGGCCUUCAUGUUUGCACUCCUGGUCCUCAUCAGCAAAGUGCAGGACUCGAACAGGCGAAAGGUGCUCCCCACCCAGUUCCUCUUCCUCCUGGGAGUGCUAGGGAUCUUUGGCCUCACCUUCGCCUUCAUCAUCAAGCUGGAUGGGGACACAGGACCCACACGCUUCUUCCUCUUCGGAGUCCUCUUCGCCGUCUGCUUCUCUUGCCUCCUGGCCCACGCUUUCGACUUGAUCAAGCUGGUCCGAGGGAGGAAGCCCCUGUCGUGGCUUGUGAUCCUAAGCCUGGCAGUGGGCUUCAGCCUAGUCCAGGACGUCAUUGCCGUUGAGUACCUGGUCCUCACCAUGAACAGGACCAACGUCGACGUCUUUUCCGAGCUGCCCGCCCCCCGGCGCAAUGAGGACUUCGUCAUGCUGCUCAUCUACGUGCUCCUCUUGAUGGCACUGACCUUCCUCGCAUCCCUCUUCGUUUUCUGUGGGUCCUUCCCUGGCUGGAAGAGACACGGGGCCCACAUAUGCUUCACCUCAUUCCUCUCCAUUGCCAUCUGGGUGGCCUGGAUCGUCCUGCUCCUGAUUCCCGACAUCGGCCCUGAGUGGGAUGACACGAUUCUCUGCACAGCCUUGGUUGCCAACGGCUGGGCUUUCCUGGCAUUCUACGUCUUCCCCGAGUUUCUGCUGCUCCCGAAGCAACGAAGCCCCACAGAUUACCCCGUUGAAGAUGCUUUCUGUAAACCCCAGCUCAUGAAGCAGAGCUACGGUGUAGAGAACAGGGCCUACUCCCAAGAGGAAAUCACCCAAGGUCUUGAGACAAGGGACACACUCUAUGCUCCUUAUUCGACUCAUUUCCAGCUGCAGAACCGAAGUCCUCCAAAGGAUUUCUCCAUCCCGAGGGCCCAGGCCCCGGCCAGUCCAUACAAUGACUACGAGGGACGGAAAGGGGACAGCUAACUGUUGAGAAGAACGGGACAACCAGAGCCAGGCAGCAGGUCCAGUCAGGAGCUCUGCAGAUGUGAACUGAAUCCCGAGCAUCUUAGGGGAACUGUACAUGAGAGCUUGCUCCCUGCCCAGCACACUGCUGUCCUUCUGUCUGGGGCUGCUGCUCCUAACAGACUGCUUCUUCGCAGUGUUCCAGUGUUUUCCUUUGUCCCAUUCUUAGGAUACUUCUUGGAGGUGGGAGUCUUGGGCAACUCAGGAUGAGACUCUUACCUCUCCCAUGAAUGGGAGCGAACAUCUGCUCAUCUAACUCCUCACUGACUUGUUGGGCUUCGGAAGCCAAUUCAUUUAACUCGGUGGGUUUCAUGAGGAUCACUUGGCACAGAGCAGAACUGCAAUUUGCACAAUCUCAGAAAGGCGUGGGGUCUCCACCCUGUCCUUAUCAGUCUACACUGGAAGCUAACCUGGCCCUGCCCUUCCAGGUCUUCCUGCCCGGGUAGAAGAGGCUAAAGGUUACCAAGUGUCUAUUCUCAGUACACUGCCCCACAAUGGCCUGAGCAGUAUGGACACUGAUUUACAAGGGCGUAUCACCUUCAAACUUGCUGCCAGCCCCAGACCUCUGUGUACUUUGCCAGGAGCUCUUCUGGACAUUACUGGAGUGGGCAAGGGCUGAUUCUCCCUGCCAGGAGAAUUUGGGCUUUGUCAUUGCCAUAAAUUCCUGACACGCACUCCUUAGUCCCUUCCUGCUCCCCAGCUCAGUAACAGAUCUAUCCUGAGUUCACCUCAAACUCUGUAAGUGGGCAGUGUUUAUUCUUGGGGUGGGAUGCAUUUGUUGUGUGAUAAGGUAUUCACCUGGGUAUGCAAUAAAGAUGUGAUAGCAACCACUUUUAAAA
Cricetulus griseus (Chinese hamster) is the source of this 2663-nucleotide messenger RNA. The record is from RefSeq and is a predicted model, not a curated record. NCBI's taxonomy places the organism in Eukaryota, Metazoa, Chordata, Mammalia, Rodentia, Cricetidae.